AUGAAUUGCUACUAUGGAUUCCCACAGAUGAACACAAUGACAAACAGCUUUGAAGAAGUGAGGAUGGAAUCUGUGGUUUGUCCUAAGCCUCGUCGAUAUCCUUCCAUCAACCGACCCUUCAGGUGUCCUAUUAGCUACCAAUCUGAGAUUGAAGAUUCAGAAGUUGGGUCAGAACUUCUUGACAUCAUUCAUCCCAAGGGAAGCUGCUAUCCGGAGAGAUCGGCAUCUUUGGCGGAUAAAUUGUUGGCAUCAUCGCCUCCGUAUUUCAUUGGAUCUCCACCGAGCCGAGCUUCAAACCCUGUAAUCCAAGACGAGCGAUUCGGUAAUGGGAAUUUUAGUAGUCCAUUUACCGUGGCAUCGCCUUCGCCAUCGGCUCGAGGAUGUGGAGUUCCAAUGAAAUUCGGCAACACACCGGUUGCUGUUAGGAUUGAAGGUUUUGACUGUCUUAGAAGAGAUAGAAGGAGUAUCUCUGCUGUAGCCUAA
This is a messenger RNA of Vicia faba (fava bean), 483 nucleotides long. Lineage: Eukaryota; Viridiplantae; Streptophyta; Magnoliopsida; Fabales; Fabaceae. The record is from the annotation of a GenBank genome assembly.